Molecule: messenger RNA, 6960 nt
Organism: Gymnodraco acuticeps
Lineage: Eukaryota; Metazoa; Chordata; Actinopteri; Perciformes; Bathydraconidae
Product: protein piccolo
Source: RefSeq, a predicted model, not a curated record
UUCCACAGCAUGAAUCACAGCAGUCUUGAUGAGUUAAAGCUUGUUGACACAAAGUGCUCCUUCAUCUCCUGUGAUAUGACAUCGCUGGCUGGUUACUACAAAAGCCAGAGCUCGACAGCAGACGGUUGACAUCUAGUCAGGUGCUGUUGACGAUGAUGGCUGCUCAGGUGGAGGUUCAGACUGGGGAAGUAGGGAGGACGGUGGGUGGAGGACGACUCCACCUGAGUCCCCUUACUGACUCCAGCAAUAAGAGUCUCAUUGAGAUCACUUCCAUCAACCAGUCCCAUAUCAUCCCUCCUGAACCUAACAAGCCUGGCCCGAGUCCCAAGCCACGGCUCACUCCUAAACCUUUCGCCCUGGAGAGGAACCCCACCAUUAAGCCCAUACUUGCUCCUAAGCCCCAAGCCAGGCCCCGACCAGAGUCCACUCGCCUGGCUGGGCACAAAUCAGAGCCUCCAAGCAGUGCAAAACCACAGCAACCAGUUGCCCCUAGCAAACCCAGGCCAGUGUCAACCAACCUCAACCGACCCGCCUCUACCUUCUUUAAAACAUCUAAUAAGUUGAACAGUGGACAAACAACCAAGCCAAUAGUCCAGCCAUUUAAACCCGCUCCUCCUCUUGACCCUGGAGAUCCGAGCAAACCCUUUCCUCCUAUAACAGCAGAGAGAGCGAAUGUGAGAGAGAGGCGCAAAUCCAGUUUGUCAAGCUUGGCCUAUUCCAAGAGCCUUAAACAACUUCCAGCUGCAGAGUGGUCUGGAACCACUAAAAAUGAAAAUGCAAAGGACUGGAUGCCAUCCAGUGAAGGUGGCUCCUCCAUUACCAGAGCCAAGUCCAUGGGUUUUCUCAUUCAGGUAGGGCAGGAGGAGGAAGAAAAAGAAAAAGCUAAGCCAGAGAUAGCAGUGCAAAUGCGACCGCAGCCCCGAGGCUCCAGGCCCAGACCUGUGUCGGCCCUUUUCCUUGACAGUCCAACCGAGACGGAGACUCCAGCUCCUGCCCCUCGCUGGGCAAGAAGACCACUCUCAGCCGAUCUAACAUCCAAGUUUGAGUCUAUCGGUCUGUCUCUGCACCGUAAAUCUCCCAAAGCAAACACUAAGGAAAACACUCCAGAGGAGAAGCCACUGCCACAGAAGAGAGAGCAGGAGAAACCCCCGAGAGCCCCCCCACCACACAGUACUGAUGGUGUAGAUCAGCCUGCUGUUUUAGACCAAAGCAAUAAAAAGACCGAAGAAAUGACUGCGAAAGAGACUGAUGAGGAGAAGCGUGCAGUUAGCAUCAAGUCGAGAAUCAGUCUCCUCCUCGAUUCGUCCUCCUCGCCUGCGCCAGGUGCCACAGGCAAGAGUCAGAUCCUCUCCUCCGGUGCUGACGUCCCUGAAACUGAACCAGCAGUUGGGGUCAAACGGCUCAUCAAGCAGCUGACGGAGGACACAACACCGACUCAGAGCCCCCGCUGUGAAACCACCCUGAUUAGGCCCCGCCCCUUGCCCCUUGACCUCACUCAAAGGUUUUCAUCCGAGAAGUCGCCAGACAUUGGCAGUGUUUCCCCAAGUGAGGCGACAGAGCACCAUGAGAUCAGCAGAGAUCCUCAGAGGAGGAUUGAAGAGUCAGCAAUCACCCCCAGUGACCAGAAGACGUUUGUGGACCUAAAGGACUCAGAGGAGCAGCUUAGAAAGCCUGGUGUGCCUGGUCCCGGCGGUGACGUGCAGACAGUCAGAGCAUCCUUGUUUGAAAAUGUUGUGGAGAGGCACAGUGUGUUCAUGGUGGAGGAAGACAAGGCGGAUGAUUCGCUCAGCAGCCCGUCGUUUCAGAGAGGAAAUGCUGAAGAUGAAGGAACUCUGGUGAAUGCCCCUUACAGGGAGCCGUUAUCCCCAUCAAGUCCUAUGAGGGUGUUGCACGCCUUUGACACAGUGCAGGCAGUGGAAGAGAGCAGGGUGGUGAGUGAGAACAUCCCAUCAGCUCUUUGGGAGGAUAAGGCCAUGACGCUUCGCUCCAGGCGCUCAGAGGGGAACAGGCCUGGGCCAGAGAGCACAGCACAAGGGGAACCAGCUGUGGCUGAGAUGCAGGAACAACAUCCUCGAUAUCUGAGGAUCGGAGCUUUGAAUAAAUGGAGCGCUACAGGUCUCGAACAAGAGGCGAGUACAGAGAUUGGGAUGCCAAAGAAAUCACAUGUGGCUUUGGAUCAGGACAGACAGGAAGAGGCAGAACAGGAGGAAGUGGCUGCAGCUCCUAAACGUAUGAAAACAGAAGAACAGCCAAAGCCCAGAGCAACCUACUUUGCUCUGACGGGACAAUUACAGGAGCCAGCUUCUCCUGUAGACGUACAUCUAGGUGACAUGACUGUGCCGUUUGAUGAUUUCUCUGUGCUGUCUUCACCAGGCAGCUCUCAAGUAAAAGUUAAUCAGAUGAGAAGGAAUCCUUCAUUAGAUGCAGCUAUGGUAAACUCUCAAGAUCAAGGUGACGACUUGAAGACGAGGAGCCACAUGUCGCACAGGGAGAUCAGAACAGCGUACGAUGGAGAGAUGGCGGAUGACAUUAUGGAAGUUGAAAACAAAAGAGAAUUAAAAAAGGAGACGGAAAGACACAUGGCAAAAAUGAAAGCGCUUGAGAGGGAAAGACAGAGACGUCUGGAAAUGGAGAAAGAAGCCCAUUUAGAAUUUGCACGAUUGAAGGAGAGAGAAAUGCAAAGAGAAUUUGAAAGGCAAAGACAGAAAGCCUAUGAGAAGGAGAUUCGGGACUUUGAGGAGAAACAACGUCAACUGGAAAGGCAACACCAGUUAGAGCUUGAGCAGAAACAAAAGCUGCAAGAAGUGGAUAGCGCGAGACUAAGGGAACUGGAACAAGAAAGACAACGGAAACAUGAGAAGGAAAAACGGCAUGAAUUAGAGAGGCAGAGAGAGCUGGACAAGGAGAGACAGCUGCUGGAAAUCCAAAGGGAGAAAGAAAUAAUGGAGGAGCUGGAGAGAAUCAAGGAGCAGGAGACACUGCAGCUCUUAGAGUUUGAAAAACUGAAGCAAAGAGAAAGGGAGAGGCAGCUGGUGUUGGAGAUGGAGAAGCAGAGACUUAGAGAGAAGAUGGAUAGAGAAAAGGCAGAGAAACUGAAACAGAUGGCUUUAGAACAGGAGAUGUUAAGAAUGAAGGAGCUUGAGAGAGAAAGGGAACGACAAUGGGAGAUAGAGAGGGAGUGUCAGAAAGAGAUGGAGAGGGAGAAGCAGAGAGAGGUGGAGAGGCAGAGACAAAGAGAUUUAGAAAGGGAGAGACAAAGACAACUCGAUUUUGAGAGGCAGGAAUUAGAAAACCAAAGGCUGAGACAACGGGAAGUGGAGAAGGAAAGGCUGAGGAAGGAGGAGAUGGAGAGAAGACAGCUCGUGGAGUUGGAGAAGCAAAAGCAGGCAGAGGGGGUUAGACAACAGAUUAUAGAGAUGGAGAAACGCAGACUGAGGGAGAGGAUGGAGGGGAUGGAGAGGGACGAGGCAGAGAAAAUGAGACAGACAGCCAAACAGCAAGAAGCAGAGAGGCAGCGACUGAAAGAGAGACAGAAGAAAGAGGAACAGGAGAGGGGGAGGUUGGAGUCUUCACAUCUCAGACCUAAAGUAUUGGAUCUGGACUCUGUGCGGAGGAAUGGCUCCUUUUCUAAGGCAUCUCCACAGCGCAGUGACCUCGCAACGCGAUGGAAGGAGCCAUCCCCGAGAGCAGAAGAGUCUUACAGAUCUGCCAUCCUUGACAUAGACUCUUUCACGUCCCCAGCUCUAGUUUCCCCCAGUAAAGACUUGUUUCCUGUUUCUGGUAUUCAGGGUGUAGACGCUGCAUUUGGAGCUAGGUCGCAGCCCACACCUGAUGUAGAUGUUAGCUGGAGGGGGCCACCACAGACUUCAGGAGGUAUAACGAGUCCAAUAUGGAUGACGUCUCCUCAGGACCCAUGGGAGCUGCGGCCUGUUGAGACGUCUGUGGACAAACCUGAACCCAGAAAACACAUCGGCAAAAUGAGUCCAGAGCAGCUCCUCCUCAGGCAGGAGGAGCGGCUCCUGGCCCCACAGAGGAUCAGGUCUGCGGGGCAGGAGGAGCUGCUUCACCUAGCCUCUCUCUCCCGGACAGCGUCCAGGAGUGGAAGCUCUCCAGGCGGGGGCCCUCCAGGUGUGUGCCCUCCAGGCGGGGGCCCCAGCAGCGCUCCUGCAGAGCAGAUCUGGCUGCCCAGACAGCCCCAGCCUCCAAGCGGCCAGGUGGACGUCUGCGUCCACAGGAGAUCACAAGGAUCGCAGGAGUUGAACAGGAUGCGGUCUCGCAGUGUUUCUCGGCGAUCAGCUCCUUCAAUCAGCGCUGUGGAGGGAAGUCUUUCCAGGAUGAGGAGUCGCAGCGCACACCGAGAGCUGGAGGACAAAGACUGGGUGCAGCAGAAGCAGAGUGUCAGUGGUGAGGAGGAGGACUCGGGAACACCGGUCCGAGACACUGACAGUCAGUAUGGCACCUGGGAGACAGGACUGCGCACUGAUGACAGCCUCAGUCCUGCCACUCCCAGUUCAGAAAGUAAUCUGAGCCCCUCACCAAGGAAGCCCACCCCCCCGCACAUGCUAGCUGAUCCCGGCUCACGGUUUGAUAGCGACGCUCCGGACGGCGUUCCUCAAUCAACAUCUGAGAGCCAGCCGCUCCCUUUCCCUGAUGUCUCGACCGCUCUGUUAGACACCAGCGCCCUGCGCUCCAGAGCUCACCUGGUGAAGAAGCGCGCCCCUAGGUCCCGCCCCUCCAAAGCCGCCCAUCAGACAGUAGCGCUGUCCCCGGCCGAUGGAGGAGCCACGGACGACUGGCUCUACAGAGACUCCACAGAGGCGAAGGUUGAGAGCAAGGACGCUGACUCUGACUCUGAGGAGCGGGCCAGAGGAGCCGAGGCCGGCCCUGCCGUCUCCUCUCAGCCGCAGAGGAUCCCCCUGUUCACCGGGAUGGACCCUUCAGCUUUAAAGGCCAAUCUGAGGAGGAGGGGCGAAUCUGACGGUCAGAUGGACGGAUCCACUCCCUCUCCUUCACAACUCUCUCGCUCUCCCAAGUCCCCCUUUCUCCCCCGGGCAGUGCGAGUACUGCCCCCAGCUGGUGGGAAAGAGAAUGGCGAGGAGGACUCACCGCAGUGGUUGAAAGAGCUGAAGUCCAAGAAGCGUUUGAGUCAGUAUGAAAAUGAAAGCUAAGAUAUUAAUGAGGUGGCCUUAUCAGAUGAAUCUAUAUGAAACAGAAGCCUUAACUUUGGAGAGUAGGAGAGAGGAAUCUACAGCUGCUGACCUUUUUUUUUUUUUUUUUUUUAUUCUCUUCCCAUCUGGGUUUAUAAUGUGCAUGGUGCCUUUUUUUUUACGGAGAGUCUCUGUCUUUUGGAAAAAGAAUAAAACAAGCAAGGAGGAGAAGAAACAAAAACAUCGUGCUGCUCUACUUCAUCCAUUUCAUGCUUGAACCGGUGGAAGCUCUCCUGCAGCAGGACCUUCACAUGAACACUUUAAGAGGGACCAGGAGGAGACAGGAGGGGAGGGAGAGAUUAUUGGCAAUAGUGCUGCAACUGAUGAUUAUUUUCAUGAUCGAUUCAUCUGUUGAUUAUUAUCUAGAUUGAUUGGUUCAUUGUUUGGUUGAAAAAUGGCUGUGCACUCUGUCCAUGGUGAUGUAAAUGUCUUGUUUUUUUUGUCAAAAACCCAAAGAUAUUCAGUUAUAAUAAAGCAAAGCAAGUAUUGUCCACAUUUGAGAGGUUAAAAUAUAAUUUUCUGACAUUUUUGCGUAAAAGUUGCUUUAACGAUGAAUUGAUCAUCAAAAUUGUGCUGUCUAUACGAACCGUUGCAGAUGUAUUUAACAACUAUUUUGUAUUAAGCAAAAAGUUAAGAAAUGUUUGACUUGUGGGACCACGCAACACUUUUUCCUCUACGAGCUUCAUCACACACUGGAGGACAAUCCAGAAAAUCCUCGUCAAGAUGUCUGUUAGUUUCCUGACCUGACUUGUGUGUACAGGUCGUAACAUAAUGUGUGUGUUAUCAGUAUGUUGAAGGGCGUCACACAAGUAUUGCCAUAGGACGUCAUUUCAGACGCUAAUGAUCUCCUUCUUGAACAUAAAGAACAAAUCACUGCUGUCUUUAUUGCUAGUGUAAAUCUUGUUAACAUCUGUAAUCAGGAGAUGUUAUAUUUGUAUUAUGAUUGAUUUAACAGAGAACUAGUUUUGUGUUGCAUCACUACAAUAGACUUUGUUACGCUCCACACAACCCUAACAGUGUCAGAGUUGCUGCAUCUUGUACAUAUGUUUUUGUUUAAAUAUAUUUUAGUUUUUUGUGUAGGAGGGACGGGGGACUUUGCAUCUGUCAAUCAUGCACACUCCUUAUCAGCACAAAUACUUUUAUAAAAGAGAAACACUAAUCAGCCUGUCUUCCCAGAAUGAUUGUAGCGUUUACUAAAAGCCAUACUUUCAGAUUUUAGCCCUCACACACUCCUAAAUCCUGAUUUGACAAUGCUUGUUGUUUUUCAAACAAAAUGUGGAAUUGUGUCCCCUUUAAUGUGCAUGCACAAUCUUUGCUGUCAAACUGAAAGUGUUGGGUGCUCCAGUGGAGGGAUUAUUUGUUCUCUACUUUGUUUAAAUCACUCUAUGAAACUCCUCAAAGCAUAUGAACAUUUGCACCUGCUUUCCACCUUUACUGUAAUCCUCCUCCUGCUGCUGCGCUUCUAUAAAGCACUUUGUCACUCGACGCACUACGGCACUGACCUCUGCCUCUCGUCUGGUCUCCUGUGGUGUUGGAGAUUUUCUCAUGCAAUGCAAGUGAAUGUGUCGAAGUCCUCUGGGGGGAUUGUCCCUGGUUUCUAUGUACGUGACCUUUUACUUUGUCAUAAAAAUGUGAGGGUUUAUUUUUUGUCCUUUUUUUUUUUAAUUUGAAAGUAAAGAUGUAUAUUGCACUGUGUUGUACUGGCCAGUGUCCUAAAGUGAAUACAUUCUUAAUAAAAUGUACUUGAGUUAAA